Penicillium maclennaniae is the source of this 444-nucleotide messenger RNA. RefSeq names its product resistance to Congo red protein. Gene Ontology annotation, biological process: vesicle-mediated transport. The transcript is spliced from 3 exons. The coding region runs from base 1 to 444 and encodes 147 amino acids. Gene Ontology annotation, cellular component: intracellular membrane-bounded organelle. The record is from RefSeq and is a predicted model, not a curated record. Lineage: Eukaryota; Fungi; Ascomycota; Eurotiomycetes; Eurotiales; Aspergillaceae.
AUGGCUGUCCUCCCGCGUUACUAUUGUGCGUACGAUGAUAACUGCUACUACUCAUCCUGGGACAACUGGGGUCGCUGGGUAGCCUUCGCCGUCAUCGUCGGCUGCGCCUUUCUUGUCUUCUUCUUCUUCGCUUGCUUCAACGCCCGCCGCCGCCGUGCUCGCGGACGGCCCCCGAUAGCAGGAACAGCCUGGAUGGCACCACCCCCAGGCCCUCCCCCGCCCAACCAACCCAUCUACCAACAGGCUUACCACGGCAACGAUCCCAAUUACCCAGCGCAGCCACCCCCACAAUACUCCGCGAACCCUCAGAAUUACGGCUACUUUGGCGCCCAGGGAACCAACCCUCAGCAGAACGGCAUCGAGAUGCAGCCACCUCCCCACACGUACGCUGGCGGGGGCCGCGAGUACGAACCGCCCAUGGGACCACCUCCAGCCAAGGCGUGA